Globicephala melas (long-finned pilot whale) is the source of this 2615-nucleotide messenger RNA. RefSeq names its product DEAF1 transcription factor (gene DEAF1). Gene Ontology annotation, cellular component: nucleus. The record is from RefSeq and is a predicted model, not a curated record. Gene Ontology annotation, molecular function: DNA-binding transcription factor activity, RNA polymerase II-specific; DNA binding. NCBI's taxonomy places the organism in Eukaryota, Metazoa, Chordata, Mammalia, Artiodactyla, Delphinidae. Gene Ontology annotation, biological process: regulation of transcription by RNA polymerase II.
CUCGGCGGAGUCCGGAUGGAGGACUCGGACUCGGCCGCCAAGCAGCUGGGCCUGGCCGAGGCGGCGGCGGUGGCGGCCGCGGCCGCUGUGGCGGCGGCGGCCGCGGCCGCGGCGGGAGGCGAGGCGGAGGAGCCCGUGCUCAGCAGGGACGAGGACUCGGAGGAGGACGGAGACUCGGAGGCGGAGCGCGAGACGCGGCGGGUGACGGCCGUGGCGGUGAUGGCCGCCGAGCCCGGGCACAUGGACAUGGGCGCCGAGGCCCUGCCUGGCCCCGACGAGGCCGCCGCGGCCGCCGCCUUCGCAGAGGUGACCACUGUGACAGUGGCCAACGUGGGCGCCUCGGCGGACAAUGUCUUCACCACGUCGGUGGCGAACGCCGCCUCGCUCUCGGGCCACGUGCUGUCGGGCAGGACAGCCCUUCAGAUCGGGGACAGUCUGAACACCGAGAAGGCCACGCUGAUCGUCGUGCACACGGACGGGAGCAUCGUGGAGACCGCCGGGCUGAAGGCACCCACUGCCCCUCUCACCCCCGGCCCUCAGUCUCCUCCGACUCCUUUGGCUCCCGGCCAAGAGAAAGGUGGAACUAAGUACAACUGGGACCCAUCGGUGUACGACAGUGAGCUGCCUGUGCGCUGUCGGAACAUCAGUGGCACCUUGUAUAAGAGCAGGCUCGGCUCAGGAGGCCGGGGGCGCUGCAUUAAGCAGGGGGAGAACUGGUACAGUCCUACCGAGUUUGAAGCCAUGGCAGGAAGGGCCAGCAGCAAAGACUGGAAGAGAAGCAUCCGCUAUGCGGGGCGGCCGCUGCAGUGCCUCAUCCAGGAUGGGAUCCUAAACCCUCAUGCCGCCUCCUGCACCUGUGCCGCCUGCUGUGAUGACAUGACCCUGAGCGGGCCCGUCAGGCUCUUCGUCCCCUACAAGAGGCGCAAGAAGGAGAGCGAGCUGCCCGCCACACCCGUCAAGAAGGAUGCCCCCAAGAACAUCACCCUGCUUCCCGCCGCAGCCGCCACCACCUUCACCGUGACCCCCUCAGGACAGAUCACUACCUCUGGCGCGCUGACCUUCGACCGGGCGUCCACCGUGGAGGCCACCGCGGUCAUCUCGGAGAGUCCGGCCCAGGGCGACGUCUUUGCGGGAGCCACAGUACAAGAAGCAGGCGUGCAGCCCCCAUGCAGGGUCGGCCACCCGGAGCCCCACUACCCAGGGUAUCAGGACAGCUGUCAGAUCGCACCGUUUCCGGAGGCCGCGUUGCCAACAUCUCAUCCCAAAAUAGUGUUGACAUCCUUGCCCGCCCUGGCGGUGCCUCCCUCCACCCCCACCAAAGCCGUGUCUCCCGCUGUGGUCAGCGGGCUGGAGAUGUCGGAACAGCGGAGCUGGCUGUACCUGGAGGAGAUGGUCAAUUCCUUGCUCAGCACCGCGCAGCAGCUGAAGACGUUGUUUGAACAGGCCAAGCAGGCCAGCUCCUACCGAGAAGCCGCCGCGGCCCAGGCCAGAGUCCAGGCGGAUGCAGAGCGGAAAGAGCAGUUCUGUGUCAACUGCGGCCGGGAGGCCCUGAGCGAGUGCACCGGCUGCCACAAGGUCAACUACUGCUCCACCUUCUGCCAGCGCAAGAUGUGCUUCUUCUGGACAUUUCACGUAGCAGGAGUCGUAUAACAUGUGGUCUCCCGCGUCUGGCUUCCUCUGACCAGCGUGUUUUCAAGGUUCAUCCAUGUGGAGCCUGAGUAGCGUCCACGGUGUGGCUGGACCUCGUCUUGUCCUCCAGUCCUCAGCCAGCGGACAUCUGAGUGGUUCCCGCCAUGUGACUGUCGUGAACACUCACGAGCGAGCUCCAGGGUGGAGACAGGUUUUUGUUUGUCUCGGCUACAUGCGUACAUGGAUUUGCUGAGUCAUAUGGUAAACUUGCGUUUAACUUUAGUAAGAAGCUUCCCAACUUUUCCGAAGUGACUGCACCCCCUCCAGUGGCGGGUCCGCCCGUGUCCACAGCGCUGGCUCUUGCUUUCUGGUCGCAGCCCUGCUACCGGCUGUGAAGCGACGUCAGUGCGUUUAGUCUGCAUCUCCCUGAUGUCUAAGGGCGCCGAGCAUCGUUGUGUGUGCUGAUCGGGCGUUGUGUAUCUUUUGGGGGGAAAUGUCUAUUCAGAUCUUUUGCCCGUUUUUAAAUGGGAUCGUUUCUCUUCUUAUCGAGUGUGGAGAUGUCUGUGUAUAUCCUGGAUACAAGUCCUUUAUCAGAUACGUGAUUUCCAAGUACUUUCCCCCAGUCUGUGACUUGUCUCUUUAUUUCUUAAUAGUGUCAUUUGAAGGGCAAAAGUUUUUUUAAUUUUGAUGAAGUCCAGUUUACUUUAAAAAAAUUUUUAUUAUCUAUUAUUUUUUAUUUUUGGCCUUGCCAUAAGGCUUAUGGGAUCUUAGUUCCCGACCGGGGAGCAAACCCGGGCCCCCUGCAGUGGAAGCAUGGAGUCCUAACCACUAGGGAAGUCCCAAGAAGUCCAGUUUAUUAAAAAAACAUUUUUAAUGGAGAUCACGCUCUUGGUGUCAUCUCUCAGAACUUCUGCCUGACUCAAGGUUAGGAGAAUCUCCUAUUUUCCUCUAAAACAUUUAUAAUUUCAGCUCUUUUUUUUUUUUUU